This is a messenger RNA of Pneumocystis carinii B80, 1911 nucleotides long. RefSeq lists its product as hypothetical. Gene Ontology annotation, cellular component: nucleus; HULC complex. The coding region runs from base 47 to 1867 and encodes 606 amino acids. The transcript is spliced from 9 exons. The record is from RefSeq and is a predicted model, not a curated record. Gene Ontology annotation, molecular function: ubiquitin protein ligase activity. Lineage: Eukaryota; Fungi; Ascomycota; Pneumocystomycetes; Pneumocystales; Pneumocystaceae.
GAACAUCUAUUCAGGGUUAGGGUUAGGGUUAGGGGUGAUCAGUGAUAUGAAUCUAUCAAGUCUAUUAUUAGAGAGUGAUACAAACUUUUCAGCACAUUUACAUGAGAAAAAGAGUAGAAUUAUGAAUAUAGUAGGAUCUAUUUUUAAUCAUAUUAAAACAUCGAAUAUUGAAGAAGGAGAAAUGGAAAGAAUGAAAAACUACGCAGCGAAGCUAUCGUCAGAAUUGACCAUAGCAAGAUCAUAUAUUGAGCAAUUGAAGAUAGAAAGGGAGAAUUCAGAGAAGAAAUUGGAAGAUAUGAUAUAUGAGAUAGUAUUAUUAGAAAAACAAAUAGAUAGAGAAAGGAAUUAUAGGGAAACCAAGGAAAAAAUGAAUAAAAAGAGGAUAAAAGAAGAGGAGAAUGAGGAAGAUAAAGAGAUAAAAAAGGAAGAAAUGGGAGGAAAGAAAGGAAUGGAAGAAAAUAUAUCGAAAGAAGAGGAGGAGGAGGAGAAGGAGGAGGAGGAGAAGAAGAAGAAGGAUAAUGAAAUAAGAAUAAAAGAAAUGGAAGUGAUUAAUGAAAAGAGAUUAUUAGAAAUCAACAAGUUAAAUCAAGAAAAAAAAGAAUUACGAGAAGAAUUGAUGGAAAUUCAACUUAAGUUAAAGAAUCCAACAGAGGAAGAAAUAGUGAAUUCAGAAGUAUAUUAUAAUUUAAGAAAUAAAUAUGAAUUAUGUGCAGCGAAAAUUAAAGAAAUUGAACCGGGAUAUGAAAGAAUUAAUAAAGAAAUAGAGAAAUUAAGAUCAGAAAGGAUAGAAUUUAAGGAAGAAAUUCUUAAUGAACAAGAAAAAGUGAUUAAUGAUAUGAAAGAACAAUUGAGUAAAGUAGAGCAAGAUCUUGCACGAGUUAGAACAGUAAGAGAUGAGCUUUUAUCACAACUUAAUGUAAAAAAAGCUACGGAAUUAGAAAAUUCAACAGUAAAAAAAGAACUUAUGGAACUUUUAGAAACUCGUAAUACAAGAAUUAGUGCACUAGAGGAGCAAGUUGAACGAUUAAAUAAACAAAUGGAAGAAAAAUAUGAAAUAGAAAAAGAUAUAAAAUCGGAAAAAUCUAAAGAAGAGCUUUUAAAGCAAAAUGAGCGUUUAGAAAAGCAAAAUAAAAGUUUAAGUUCAGAACUUUUAACGUUAGAACAUGCUUUUAAUAAGGCACAUCAUCAAAGUUCUUUAAAGAUUAAUGAAAUUAUAGCAAAAGAGGAUAAAUUUUAUCGUUUAAACGCAGAUAAAGCUAAAGCUGAUCAAAAAUAUUUUGAUGCUAUGAAAGCUAAAGAUAAAUUAACAAUUGAAAAUAAAACAUUAAAACAACAAAAUUCUAAAGCGGGUGAUAUUAUUAUUAAACUACAGGAAGCAGAAAAGAUUACAAUGCAAAAAUUAAUAAUUUUAGAAAAACAAAUAGCCAUUUUAAGACCAGCUAACGAAUCUCUUAUUUCAAAAGUUCAUGAACUUCAAUUGAAAAUUGAAGAAAAAGAUCAUAAUAUAAAAAAAAUUGGACAACAAAUUUCUAUGCUAAAACAACGAUUAAUAGAACAAGAAAAUAUUACUAGUACAGAAACGAAUUCUAAAAGAAUUGCAGAGGAAAAAGUCGAAAAACUUAAAAUACAAAUUCAGAGAAAUAAAAACCAAAAUACAGUUAAUGGAGAUAUAGACGAAUUAAAAAUAUAUAAAAGCAUGGCUAAAUGUUCAGUAUGUGAAACUAAAUGGAAAAAUACAGCAAUAUCUUUGUGUGGACAUAUAUUUUGUAAAGAAUGUAUAAAUAAACGCAUAGAAACUCGACAACGUCGUUGCCCUUCAUGUAAUCGGGGUUUUGGUAUUGGAGAUAUACUUCAAGUUCAUUUAUAAAUGUAUUAUUAAUGUUUAUCAAUGUUAGGAUAUGUAAGAAAUCU